This is a messenger RNA of Leishmania major strain Friedlin, 1032 nucleotides long. RefSeq lists its product as hypothetical. Bases 1 to 1032 code for a protein of 343 amino acids. The record is from RefSeq and is a predicted model, not a curated record. Lineage: Eukaryota; Euglenozoa; Kinetoplastea; Trypanosomatida; Trypanosomatidae. The transcript has a single exon.
AUGCAUAUAUAUUGCUCUCGCGUGUGUGCGCACGGAGAUGUCGCCCGUCACUCCCCCUGUGCAGCUUACGGCACUCGCUCGUGGCCCUUCCUGUCUUUCGCUCCUUCUUCUACCCUUGUUCGCUUCAGUUUGGUGUGCAGCGCAUCGCCUUGUGCCUGCCGUCUUCUAGGUGCGUUGGUCGACACAACCAUUAGACGCUGUGAUAUAGACAAUCUGAAAAACGUGGAGACUGGUGAACGCCGAGGCACCACGCAGGGGCUGCGUCGGUUACCUUUCUUCUGCAUAUGGCAUGUCUGCGCCAUGACGAGUAACGCGACGCUGCCGCAUGCCGUUGCCCUCGCACAGGAGCUGGAGAUAGAGCUCCGGCACCUCGAUGCCCUUCAACAACACUACGCGCAGCUGCUCGUCCAUCAGCUGAGUAGCCUUGAUUUUCUCAGCGAGGGUGACGCUGCUACUAUGGUUGCUGCGAAGGAGCCUACCACGGUUCACAACGGGGGUCACGUAGCUGCUGAGGCUGAAGUGGUGGCCGUUGCCACUACCUGCAUCAAGCAGCCAUCGGCAGCGCCGCUGCCUUGGAGGCACCACGCCCACGACGCGGCAAGGGUUCGGCAACCACCCUUUCGGCACAGCGCUUGUCCUGUGCCUAGCACCAUUAGUAGCAGCUCUUCGCCUCUCCCACAACCUUUGGCGGCCACCCGUGUGCCACCGCCGCUUCCUCCACAACCAAAACGAAGUGGCAGAAGUGCCGUAAAGUCAGUGACGCCUCGACCCAACGCUGACAAGACCUGCAACGAUCUGCCUCGGCAGCAGCCUCAUGUCGCAGCUGCACCGGUGGUGCCCGUUUCAGCCAAAGAUGAGGCGGCACGACGAGCGCGACGGGCACUGCGAUUCAUUCGCGAGGAGCGGGAUGCCUACUUCAACGCGAAAGCCCGGCGUGCCGAGGAGCUGCUGCGCGAGGGGCGCGAAGCUGCGCGAAAAAACCGUGCGCGUCGGCAGGCUGACAUGGCACAGGCCCUCCCUAAGGCUGCAUGA